AUGGCCCACCUCCACCAGCGUCACCUCCACCAUCGUCACCUCUCCACCGACUCGGCCGCCAUAUUCUCCCCAACAGUCGCCCGCCAGGCCGCCUCCGCCGCCCGCGACUGGUCCUACGUCGACACCUGGCUCGAGUCCAAGUUCCACAACCGCCCCGUCCCCGAGUUCGAGCGCAACCCCGACACCCUCCGCGCCCUCCUCGCUCUCGCCUCCCUCAACGAGACCGCGGACGAGGAGCGCCAGUCCGUCGCCCGCGCCGACGCCGACGCCCUCCGCGAGCUACGGAAGCACGACGAGCCCGCCCGCAACCCCGGCAUCCGCGAGGAGCUCCUCGCCGCCAUCGAGGACGACCUGCCCAGGGAGAGCAGGAUCGCCCUCGAUGGCAUGGCAGCCAUGGCAGUCGAGGCCGGCAUCGCCCACGCCGAGCCGGAGGACCUCGGCGCCCGCAUCGUCGGCCUGCAAAAGUCCGUACAUGACGCCGAGCAGAUGAAGGCCCGCGUGGAGGUCCUGGGGCGCCACAUUGCCCAUGACGCCCAGCGCAUGUCCGAGUUCCUGGCCGCCCUCCAAGGCGACGACUAUAAGCUGCCCGAAGACCAGGCAAAGCAGAACCUCGAUCUACAGCGCAAGGUCAAGGCUCUUUCCGCCCAAAUACCUGAGCUGCAGGAGCGUGCGGCUUCGUUGGCUUCCUCCGUUAGCUCGUCCCACCCUACGAUCGACGAUGUGGUCCGGGAGGAGAAGGAGUAUCUCUCCAUCUUGUCUUGCAAAAAGCAGCUCGAUUCACGGAUGGCCUCCUUCGAGGGUUUACCCAGCAAUACAGACAUGGCUCGCUCGGAGCUCGAUGCCCUGCGUAAACAGCUACGGGGGGUUACUUCUCGUCGUGACGCUGUCUUCGAAGGACUUGUUGAACGCGAGAGUCCUGUGAAGAGACGUUAA
Molecule: messenger RNA, 933 nt
Organism: Clonostachys solani
Lineage: Eukaryota; Fungi; Ascomycota; Sordariomycetes; Hypocreales; Bionectriaceae
Source: the annotation of a GenBank genome assembly